This is a messenger RNA of Hippocampus zosterae (dwarf seahorse), 1413 nucleotides long. RefSeq names its product presenilin-2-like. Gene Ontology annotation, molecular function: aspartic endopeptidase activity, intramembrane cleaving. Gene Ontology annotation, biological process: membrane protein ectodomain proteolysis; amyloid precursor protein catabolic process; amyloid-beta metabolic process. The transcript has 11 exons. Bases 183 to 1397 code for a protein of 404 amino acids. The record is from RefSeq and is a predicted model, not a curated record. Gene Ontology annotation, cellular component: neuromuscular junction; cell surface; perinuclear region of cytoplasm. Lineage: Eukaryota; Metazoa; Chordata; Actinopteri; Syngnathiformes; Syngnathidae.
AAUCUUUUUUUCCAGUCGAGUUGUCACGUUUCGAUGUAAACAAGGAUGCGUGACGUCACGUCCACCACUGGGCUGGCAGUCAGGUGACCAACUGCUGACUUGACUUCCGCCUCGCGACUGUCUGGCUGCGCGGCGCUCGGCACUUCUACUCGACAAAUCAGGCGCGGUCGCAGGGCGUGGCCAUGGAGGCUUCGGACAGCGAGGACGACGCCUACACGGAGCGCACGGCGCUGGUCCAGUCGGAGAAUCCGGCCGUGCCGUCCUACCGCUCGCCUAAAACGGCCAGAGGGGAGCCGGCGGCGGGCGACGAGGAGCUGAGCCUCAAGUACGGCGCCAAGCACGUCAUCAUGCUUUUCGUCCCCGUGACGCUGUGCAUGCUGCUGGUGGUGGCCACCAUCAAGUCGCUCCACUUCUACAGCGACAAGACGGACCAGCAGCUGAUUUACACGCCGUUCACGGAGAACACGUCGUCGGUGGGCCGGCGCUUGCUCAACUCGGUCCUGAACGCCGUGGUCAUGAUCAGCGUCAUCGUGGCCAUGACGGUCCUGCUGGUCUUCCUCUACAAGUACCGCUGCUACAAGGUGAUCCACGGCUGGCUCAUCCUGUCCUCGCUCUUGCUGCUCUUCUGGUUCAGCUUCCUGUACCUCAGCGAGGUGCUGAAGACGUACAACGUGGCCAUGGACUAUCCGACGGCGGGCGUGCUGAUCUGGAACUUUGGGGCGGUGGGCAUGGCGUGCGUCCACUGGAAGGGUCCGCUGGCGCUGCAGCAGGCCUACCUGAUUGUGGUGAGCGCGCUCAUGGCGCUGGUCUUUGUCAAGUACCUGCCCGAGUGGUCGGCCUGGCUCAUCCUGGCCGCCGUCUCCGUCUACGACCUGGUGGCCGUCCUGAGUCCCAAGGGUCCGCUGAGGAUGCUGGUGGAAACGGCGCAGGAGCGCAACGAGCCCAUCUUCCCCGCCCUCAUCUACUCGUCCGCCAUGGCGUGGACGACGGGCCCCGCCGACGGCGAGCCGGGACGCGCUUCAGAUGAGGAGGCGGAGCCGAGCGGCCGGGCGGCGGCGGAGGACGACGACGACGACGAGCGGGAGGAGCGUGAGCGGCGUGAAGCUGGGCCUGGGCGACUUCAUUUUCUACAGCGUCCUGGUGGGCAAAGCGGCGGCCGGCGGGGGCGACUGGAACACCACCGUGGCGUGCUUCGUGGCCAUCUUGAUCGGUCUGUGCGUGACGCUGCUGCUGCUGGCCAUCUUCAAGAAGGCGCUGCCGGCGCUGCCCAUCUCCAUCACCUUCGGCCUCAUUUGCUACUUUGCCACCGACUCGCUGGCGCGACCGUUCAUGGACGACCUGGCCGCGCACCACUUUUACAUCUGAGGCCCCCCCCCCUCCCCCAUGGGCCCCAAUAAAAAGGAGAUGUGGCCA